Messenger RNA from Hibiscus syriacus, 1733 nucleotides. Its product is annotated as zinc finger CCCH domain-containing protein 37-like. The record is from RefSeq and is a predicted model, not a curated record. The coding region runs from base 138 to 1460 and encodes 440 amino acids. The transcript has 12 exons. NCBI's taxonomy places the organism in Eukaryota, Viridiplantae, Streptophyta, Magnoliopsida, Malvales, Malvaceae. Gene Ontology annotation, molecular function: metal ion binding; mRNA binding.
CGAUAAUCAAUAAAAAUGAAAAGAAUCUAAAAAACCAAGAAAAUAUUACUUCUUCAGACAUCUAAUUUAGCAGCGAGAGAGAGAGAGAAGGGCAUAAUUAAAAUUUUCGUGAAUUAGGGUUAGUAGCAGUGGCCAAAAUGGCCAACCAAUUUUACGGUUACUCUUCCCCAUCACCUUCCGCCUCCACUCUCCAACGCUAUAUCGACGCCGAUACCACCACUCAGUCUCAGUCUCAUUUGCUUCAUCAGUUCCACCCAUCCGCCGCCGCACUCAUCAAACGCCCCUCUCAAGUUCUCUAUCAUCAGAAUGUUUUGGAUACCCAAAACACACUUGGGCAGCUUGAAGCUUGGUACUCCGCUAGCUCUUUAGUCAAGCGACCUAGAUUGGAGAGUGCGAGCAAUUUACCUAUAUAUCCUCAGAGGCCAGGAGAAAAGGAUUGUGCUCAUUAUAUGCUCACAAGAACCUGUAAGUUUGGAGAUAGCUGCAAGUUUGACCAUCCUAUUUGGGUUCCCGAAGGUGGAAUCCCAUAUUGGAAAGAGGCUCCAGUGGUUCCUGCUGGUGAAUCCCUCCCUGAGAGACCGGGAGAGCCAGAUUGUCCUUAUUUUAUGAAAACUCAGAGAUGCAAAUUUGGUUCGAAGUGCAAGUUCAAUCACCCAAAAGAUGAACUGGAUCCUUCUGGUGAUUCCAAGAAUGUACAGGCAUCUGGUUUACCAGAAAGGCCCUCUGAACCCCCUUGUGCUUUCUACAUGAAGACUGGAAACUGUAAGUUUGGGGCUACUUGCAAAUUCAACCACCCAAAAGAUAUCCAAAUACAGUUAUCCAUACAAAACAAUGCCAACUACGAGCAGAAUGAUACAGUCUCGAAUAUUGGUGGAAUAACAGGAGACAUUAAGCCGGCACUAUAUCACAAUUCCAAAGGACUUCCAAUGAGACCGGAUGAAGUAGAUUGCCCAUUCUACCUGAAAACUGGCAGUUGCAAGUAUGGUUCUACAUGCCGCUACAAUCAUCCUGAUAGGAAUGCAUUUAUUCCUCCUGCAGCAUUAGGCCAUUCGCUUGUAGCAUCUGCAAGUAAUAUGAACAUUGGAGUUGUUAAUCCAGCUGCUUCUAUAUAUCAAACUCUUGACCCUAGAUUAAGUCAGACAACUCUUCUUGCACAGCAAACAUUGUCAACGUUGGCAGGCACUCCAACUGUGUAUCCUCAGAGACCUGGACAAACUGAAUGUGAUUACUAUAUGAAAACUGGAGAAUGUAAAUUUGGAGAGAGAUGCAGAUUUCAUCACCCCGUUGAUAGGUUAGCAACCAAUGAAGCUUCUCAGCAGGCUAUUAAGCUCACGCUUGCAGGAUUACCUAGGAGAGAGACCGGGACAUGCAAGUAUGGUGCAACGUGCAAAUUUGAUCACCCUCCCCCUGGGGAGGUCAUGACUUCAUUACAAGGAACAUCUGCAACAUCAUCAGGAUGAGAAACAUGACGUGAGAACACAGCUAGGAGAAGCAUGUUUAAAUAAUCAGUUAGAUGGGCAACAUGAAUGUUACUAGGGUGGAUUUUGUCAAUUUAAUGUAUGACUGUUGAUUAAGUUUCAAGAAGACAUAGCCAUGUUAGUAGUUGGAUUGUUGCUUGCAAUUGUAUUGCAGUUUGGUAAAAUUCUCUGUUCCAGUUUGUAAUUCAGGUAUUGGAUUGAAAGACAAAUUGAGUGCUCCAUCAUCAAAAUGGUGUUGGGUCAUUUUUAUCAGAG